AUGAGAGGCUGCCUGCUCCUGCCCCUUCUCCUGCUGGGGACAGUUUCUGCUCUCUAUCUGGAGAAGGAUGCCCCCCAUCUGGGUGGUCCGGAGACAAAGGCAGACCUGAGCCAGGAUCUGGAAGGCUCAGGGGGGCAGGAAGGAGUGCUGGCCCUGAGUGGUGAGGUGCUUGAGUCGGAGGCACAGGAGGCCGAGGGCGCCCAUGAUGAGGAGUUGGACUCAGAGUUAGACCCAGAUGAUUUAGACAAGGACGUGCAGUGCCCCAAGGAAGAGGAAACAGUGCGUCUUCAGGGCAGUUCUGAGUGCGAGAGCUGCCGCUACACGAUGGUGGUGACCCCCAGGACGUUUAACGGAGCUCAGACAGUCUGCAGGACGUGCUACCGAGGUAACCUCGCCUCCAUCCACAGCUUCAGUGUCAACACUCUCCUCCAUCGCUUGGCCAUAACGACCAACCAAGCACAGGUUUGGAUCGGAGGCUUCAUCAGAGGUUGGUGUCUGUGGAAGAACUAUUGCUGGAUUGAUGGGAGUUCUUGGAAUUUUACAAACUGGGCUUGUUGGCAACCUGCGUUUGGGUAUGGCCAAUGCAUAGCCCUGUGCACCAGAGGGGGUCGCUGGCGACGAGCUCAGUGCAAUAGGCAGAUGCCGUUCAUCUGCUCCCACUAA
Messenger RNA from Rangifer tarandus platyrhynchus (Svalbard reindeer), 663 nucleotides. The record is from the annotation of a GenBank genome assembly. NCBI's taxonomy places the organism in Eukaryota, Metazoa, Chordata, Mammalia, Artiodactyla, Cervidae.